UUGUGGGCUUUCUGGAGCAACGUGAUUGACAUUUUCUUUCCAGAUAUUGCUAAGGCAUUCGAAUGUCCGGUCAUCCAUGUUAAUGGUGAUCAUCCUGAGGAUGUCGUUAAAGCCACACGACUUGCGAUGGCAUAUCGACAGAAGUUCCGCAAAGACAUAUUUAUUAAUAUGAUUUGUUAUCGUCGCUGGGGACACAAUGAGUUGGAUGAUCCGUCAUUUACGCAGCCGAUCAUAUAUAGGGUAAUCGAGAGCCGUGAUUCGGUGCCAAGACAGUACGCUGACGAGCUCAUAGAUCAAGGUCUGCUCACCGAAGACGAAGUUAAGCAAGAGAAGGAUGCGCAUACUGCUAAGCUCAUGGAGUCUUUCAAAGCUAUUGAUGCAACACCACCCGUAGCAAAACAUUUGGAAGGCUACUGGAAAGGGUUUGUACAGGCCCCAGCCGAAGCACAAAAAUGGGACACUGGUUGCGAUACGAAUCUACUGAAAUACAUUGGAGCUGCAUCCGUUAGAGUACCGGAAGGUUUUAACGUACACCCUCAUCUCCAGAAGACGCACUGUGAAGCACGAAUCCAAAAGAUGGUCGCUGGUCAGGGUAUAGACUGGGGUACAGCCGAGUCACUGGCUUUCGGAUCGCUGUUGUUAGAAGGAAAUGACGUCCGGAUCAGUGGGCAAGAUGUCGGUCGAGCAACGUUCAGUUUUCGGCAUGCUAUGUUGGUGGACAAUAAAUCUGAUCUGACUCAUAUACCUCUCAACUUCAUCACUGAUGAUCAAAAGGGAUUUCUUGAGAUAGCGAAUAACAUCCUGUCCGAAGAAGCUGUCCUUGGUUAUGAGUUCGGCUUCUCCCUCGAUCAUCCACGACGGUUAUGUGUAUGGGAAGCUCAGUUUGGAGAUUUCUUCAACGGUGCCCAGAUCAUUAUCGAUACCUUUUUGGCUAGUGCGGAAACUUACAAUUAG
Messenger RNA from Cooperia oncophora, 954 nucleotides. Lineage: Eukaryota; Metazoa; Nematoda; Chromadorea; Rhabditida; Trichostrongylidae. The record is from the annotation of a GenBank genome assembly.